AUUUUGCAUGCUAUUUUAGUUACUUUAUUGAGUUUACAACCCCUUGGUGCUGUUUUUGUACUGUUUCUGUACUUGUUUUGAUUGCUAUUAUUUCUUGAUUGUUUUCAAAUGCUGCAUAUUAUAAAUAAAGGCUUAUAAAAUAAAUAAAUAAAUAAAAAAGGGAAAUACUGGAAAGUAAGUUAGCGAAAGAGAAUAUUAGGUUAGCAGUGGAAUAUAUUUUAAGAUUGCACUCAAAACACAUAGGUUAUAAAAAGCAUUAUAUACAAAUUUAAAAAAAACACUGGGUUAAAUAAAAGAACAUAGAGUAGGGAUCCACCUCGGUCCACACUCCAUUUCAGUAGGUGGCGGUAAUGCACACCAAAAGGUUGCUUGCCAACCGCCAUUAAAUAAAAGAAGAAGUAGUAGUUUCAAGUCCAGGAAACGGAGGCAUUUUGAAAUGUGAUUCGACUAUUGGCACAUGUAUGUUGUUUUUCAAUUCGAAGUCAAUGUUUAAUAUUCCUUCACGCAAUGUCGAAACCGGCACUUUUAAGCCUCCAUCAAGCACUGAGGAGAAGCUUCCGUAGUCUGGAAAGCAGCCGACAAGUAUGGGCGAGCGUGCUGUCCGAGUGCGCUCCCCUGGUGUCGUCCCUGGAGAACUUGACCGAGCAGGCCAGGGCACUUUCCCACGUCCACAUCCCCGACACGCCGCUGAAAGACAUCCCAGACCUGGAGGAGCUGCUGCGUUUCAAGCUGCUGCAAGCCAUGGACACGGUGUUGUGUCAACUCCACGAGAAGAUGGCUUCGCUCCAGUCGGUGAGAGACGCCAUCAGCAACCACGUUUCAACAGUGGUCCAACUGUACGAGCAGAACGCAGACAGUCUGGAUCUUGUCACCGUGACCCAGCGCUCGGCCGUCAUCCCGUCAGUCGCCGACAUGCUGGAGUGGCUGCAGGAUGCAGGACGUCACUAUCAACAGCAAUUCUUGAGAAGGAAGAGCCUCCUGCACAUGCUCAGUACAGACGACCUCUCCCUGCUGGAAUCUUCUACCAAAAGAUGGAAAGAGAUGGACGCUCCCAAUCAAGAGGAUCACAUCAAAGAUACACUCUGCAAAGUGUCCUUCUUUACGGAGUCCGGCUAGGCGGGAGAAAAGGGAACAUCCUCGCUUUGACUGGACUGUGAUGAUGGAAAGAACGUUGAAGGAACAAAGUGAACCGCACAUUUUUUAACCCAUAAAAACUGACUUUUCACUUUUUUUUUUUGAUAGACAAAA
This is a messenger RNA of Entelurus aequoreus (snake pipefish), 1248 nucleotides long. It is a transcript of the gene airim, whose product is annotated as AFG2 interacting ribosome maturation factor. The transcript is spliced from 4 exons. The record is from RefSeq and is a predicted model, not a curated record. NCBI's taxonomy places the organism in Eukaryota, Metazoa, Chordata, Actinopteri, Syngnathiformes, Syngnathidae. Gene Ontology annotation, cellular component: nucleus; cytoplasm. The coding region runs from base 508 to 1116 and encodes 202 amino acids.